Molecule: messenger RNA, 7707 nt
Organism: Aureococcus anophagefferens
Lineage: Eukaryota; Pelagophyceae; Pelagomonadales; Pelagomonadaceae
Exons: 8
Coding region: 1-7707 (2568 amino acids)
Molecular function (GO): oxidoreductase activity
Source: RefSeq, a predicted model, not a curated record
AUGGCGGCGCACGUCGGGAGCCAGCGCAUCGCCGCCGACUACGACGUGCUCAUCCUCGGCGGCGGCUGCGCCGGCCUCGCGUGCUACGAGGCGCUCCGCGCGCAGGACCUGCGCUGCGCCAUCGUCGAGUCGAAGGCCUUCCUCGGCGGCCGCGUGCGCGGCUUCGCCGGCGCCGAGCACCACGACGCCGGCGCGGCCUGGGUCCACGGCGCGUCGCCGGCGAACCCGCAACUCGCGCUCGCGGCCGCCGCGGGCGUCGCCGUCUCCGAGACGUUCCCCGCGAACCCGUGGUGCCGGCCCGCGGUCUUCCGGAGCCGCGCGGCCUUCUACCGGUGCGGCGCGCGCGUCGGCGCCGCGGACGUCGCGGCGGGCGGCGCGCUCCACGCCGCGGCGACGCGGCGCGUCGAGGCGCGCGCGGCCGCGGCCGUCGCCGCGGGCGACGCGGCGGCGACGCUCGCCGGCGCGCUCGACUACGGCGGCGCGGCCGGCGCGGCCGCCUUCGUCGCGCGGGCGCACGCGACGAUGAUGGAGCUCUGGAUGGGCGCGUCCGCGCGCGAGCUCCAGCUCCGCGAGUUCGAGGCCCAGGCCGACGACGACGCGCUCUGCGGCGACUUCCCCGGCGCGCACGGCCUGCCGCGGGGGGGCAUGCGCGGCGUUUUGGCGCCCCUCGUCGCGGCCGUGCCCGAUUCGGCGAAGCUCCUCGGCCGCCGCUGCGUCGCCGUGCGUUUGACCGGCGCGGCGGGCGUCCGCGUCGAGACGCUCGGCGGCGACGCGUACGCGUGCCAACGCUGCGUCGUCGCGCUGCCGCUCGGCGUGCUCCGGGACGCGCCCCCGGCCUUCGACCCGCCCCUGCCGGCGGCGAAGGCGCGCGCCAUCGCGCGCCUCGGCGUCGGCGCCUACGCGAAGGUGCUCCUGCGCUUCGAGCGGCGCUGGUGGCGCGACGGCGACGGCGACGUCGCCCCCGGGUUCCUCGUGCUCGAGGACGGCGACGACGUCGUCGUCUGCUUCGACGACGGCUCGGACGACUGCGCGCUCGAGGCGACCUUCGCGGGCGACGCGGCGCGCGCGUGCGACGCCGCGCGCCACGGCCGCCGCGUCGCGCGCGUGCUCGCGGCGCUCGAGCGGGCCACGGGCGAGGCGCCGCCGCCGCCCGUCGCCGCGUACACAACGGACUGGACGAACGACCCGGACGCCCGGGGCGCGUACUCGUUCUGGCCCGCGGGCGCGGGCGACGCGGACGUCGACGACCUCGCCGCGCCCGUCGACGGGCGCCUCUUCUUCGCCGGCGAGGCCACGUCCGUCGAGUACCAGGGGUCCAUGGCCGGCGCGCUCCUCUCGGGCGCGCGCGCGGCCGCGGAGGUCUACGGCGAGAUCAUCGAGCGGCCCCUGGACCUCAACGCCGUCGCGCGCCGCGCGGCGCGCGGCGACUACUCGGGCGACGGCCUCGCGCGCGCGCGGCGCCGCAGCACCGCGCCCCCGGCGCCGCCCACGCCCCGCCCCCCGUGCGCAGGCGAGCGCUUCAACGAGCAGUCGCCGCAGUACCGCGAGCUCGCCCGGCACCUGCGGACGCACUUCGACGAGAUGUGGGCGCGCGUCGUCGCGGAACCGCUCACGCCGAUCGCGUCGAGCCGCGCGGCGGCGGAGGACGCGCGCCUCGCCGCGGCGCGCUGGCGCGACCGGUUCCUCCGCGUCGCCGGCGGCGAGAAGUUGACGGCGCGCGAGCGCCGGGAGUGCGGCGAGGCGUUCGCGCGCGAGGGCUGCGGCGGCGCCGCGGCGCUCUGCGCCGGCGACCCGGACGUCGAGGCCGUGCUCGGCGCCGCGAGGGCGGACCUCGGCGGCCGGUCGAGCGCGGGCUACGACGCGCUCGAGGCGCGGCUGCUCCUCCGGUGCGCGGAGCGCGCGCGGCGCGGCACGGAGCUGUCGCUGUCCUGGUGCGCGGCGACGGAGCUGCGGUGGGCCAAGGCCGGCGGCGCCUGGUGGCCCGCGCUCGUGCUCGGCCUGGGGGGCUGCUGCUUCAGCGACAGCGCGACGCGCGCGAACCUCGGCCGCAUGGCACCGGACGUCGCGGACAAGCUCGCGCCGCAUGGCGCGGGCGCGCGGGCGGCCAAGAGCCGGGACCGGGGCUUCGCGCUGCUCGAGUACCUGGGCACGCACGAGGUCGGCUGGGUGCGCCUCGAGCAGACGGAGCCCGACGCGGCGUUUGCCGCCUACGACGCCGCGCCGCCGAAGAAGCCCAAGGACCGCGAGCUCCACGACGCCGCCGUCGACGAGGCGGCCAAGGCCCGCGCGGAGCUCGCGAAGCGCCGCGGCGGCGGCGACGAGGACGCGGCCUACGCGGCCGCGGGCGCGCGCCUCGCGGCCGCGCGCGGCGGCGCGGCCGGCGGCGGCGACAGCGACGACGCGUCGUCGUCCGACGACGAGCGGCCCGCGGCGCGGUCCACGGCCCCCUCCGGCGAGCCCGAGGAGCGGCCGCCGCCGAAGAAGCGGCGCAAGGCCAAGGCCGAGAGCCCCAAGGCGCCGCCGCCGCCGGCGAACGGCGUCGGCGGCAUGACGUGGGCGCCCGUCGGCGCGGCGGACGUCGCCGCGGCCGCGGCCGCGGGCCCGCCGCCGAAGAAGAAGCGCGGCGGCGGCAAGAAGAAGAAGAAGGCCGAGGAGGCCAAGGCCGAGGCGCCGCCGCCGGCGCCGCCGCCGGAGCCCGAGCCCGAGCCCGAGCCCGAGCCCGAGCCCGAGGACGACGUGCCCAUCCUCUCGAAGCGCGCCAAGGCGCCCAAGAUGUCCGUGUCCCAGAUCCCCAAGGAGAAGAAGGACGGCAAGGCCGCGCCGCGCGCGCGGUCCCGCGCCAAGUCCGACCGGCCCCGCGCGCCGUCGAAGAAGGCCGACAAGCCCAAGUUCGAGAUGCGCGACCUCCGGGACCAGGCGACGGCGAAGAUCCGGAGCUACGUCGCCGAGCUCUUCCGCCGCCACGCCGCCGGCGACCCCAAGGCGACGCUCCACGCCGCCAAGAAGCGCCGCGGCGACCGCGACGUCGCCCAGGCCGCGCCGCCGCCUCGGCCCGCGGCCGCGGACGACGGCCUCGACGCGCGGACCAAGGCCGCGUGCCGCGAGCGCGCCAGGCUCGCCCACGACCGCGAGCUCGCCCAGCUCGCCGUCGAGACGUGCUGGGACGACGAGACGGAGUCCGAGGCCGAGGCGCUCCCCGAGGGCAUGGGGCCGGACGACGGGUCGAUGACCGAGGAGGCCGAGCAGCACUACCUGAGCAUCAUCAAGGCGCGCCUCGAGGCCGAGGUCGACCGCCUCAAGGAUCUCUGCGCCUCCGCCGACAAGUUCGCCGCGCACCGCGCCGCGGCCGAGGCCGCGCGGUGGCGCGACGUCCGCGCGGCGCGCGCGGCGCGCCGCGCCGCGGGCGAGGCCGACGUGAGCGACGACGAGGACCUGAGCGACCCGGCCGUGCGCGACCCGCUCCACGGCCACACGCCCGAGGCGCGGCGCGCCGUCGCCGAGCUCCUCUACAAGCACCGCCACGUCCGCGGCGCGGGCGUCUACGUCCGCGACGACCACCUCGACGCGGACGACGAGGCCGACGGCGACGACGACCGCGCCUGCGUCGAGGCGCUCUACGCGCACCCGGCGUCGACCUACGACUGGGAGGCCCCGUCGUCGCGGCCCAUGCCCAAGGGCCACUGGGACGCGCCCGCCAUGCGCAUGCCGCGCGUGCGUCUCGUCGUCGCGCUCUCGGCGUUCGCCGCCGCGUCCCUGGAGCGCGCGUCGACGCUCGAGGAAUGGCUCGGGGCGAUGACCCUGGACCCGGGCGUCGAUUUCGAGACGACGAUCGCCGGCACGUCGCUGGAGAUCACGGACCUGACCUGCGAAGACCUGAAGAUCACGGGCGCGCUCGCGGCCGCCUACGAGGCGCCGCGCGCUUUGCGCGCGACCGUCGCGGGCGUCGAGGCCGAGUGCGAGGGCAAGUACGAGUGGAGCUACAGCAUCUUCGGGCAGAAGGUCUCCGGCGACGGGCGCGUGACCGGCGACCUCAGGGACGCGGCCCUGGACGUCCGCCUCGACUUCGGCGCCGACGGCCGCGGCGCGCCGACGACGCUCGCGAUCGGCGCGUGCGACGCCGCGGUGACGCUCGACGGCGUGAAGCUCCGGGGCGACGCUUUGGGGAGCCUGCUCGACGGCUUCACGGACGCCAUCGUCGGCUUCUACGACGAGCAGAUCGCGGACGCGAUCUGCGCCGCUUUGGCCGGCGCCGUCUCCGCGGACCUGACCGGCAUCUCGCCGUCGUGCGAGGCGGGCGCCGCGCCGGAGACCCCGACGCCGCGCGGGCCCUCGCGGAAACGCGGCGACCUCUUCGGGCUGCUCCUGGACGUCGGCGCGCGGCUGGGCCUGCCGCUCGCGUCGGAAGAGGCGCUGGACCUCGGCGGCCUCAGCGUCGCCACGGUCGGCGGCGCGGGCCCGGAGCGGGCGCGGCUCGCGGUGUCCGUCGCCGACGCGUCGCUGACGGCCGCGUCGGGCGCGCUCGCGGACGUGCCGCGCGCGCGGCUCGACGCCUUCGCGAAGACGCCGGCGACGACGGCCGAGACGGUCGCGUUCGGCGCGGCCGUCGGCGAGCCGCUGGCCCUGGCCCUGGCCCUGCGCGUGGACGUCCGCGGCGGCGCUACGCUGGGAACGCGGACGUUCGUCCAGGGCCUCGCGAGCCCGCCGCUCGCCUAUGAUCUUGAUGCAAACACAACCAUCACAAACGUCGCCGUCGACGCGGCGGCCGCGGUCGCCAUGACCGCGGACGCGACGAGGGCGGGCGUCGCGGCCUUCGAGCUCGGCGGCGCGGCGGACGCGGCCUGCGCGCGCGACGCGCUCCGCGUCGCGGACGCGCGCGUCGACGCGGUGUCGCUCGACUUCGGGGACGCGGCGCUGGCGCUCGACGGCGCGGCCUUCGCGGCCUCGGCCGCGGCGCCGGGCGGCGCGCUGGAGGCGGCGCUGGCGGCCGAGGUCGCGCCCGCGGCCGCGGCGCUCGUCGACGGCGGGUUCAACAGGUUCGCGGCCUGCGCCGCGCGCGCGGCCAUCGCCGCGAACGCCGCGCCCGCGCUCACGCGCGCGCUCCGCCGCGCGGCGGCCGCGUCAGAGCCGGAGCCCGCGCGCGCGGCGCGGAGCCGCGCGAAAUGCGCGGCGGCCCGGGCCGCCGCGGCGCCGCCGGCGCAAAUUGCGCUCGACGCGUCCGGGCUGCUUCGAAGCGCCGCGGACGCGGCCAGGGGCCUCCAGCUCGCGGGGCCCCUCCGCGGCUUCGCGGAGAGCCUCGCGGGCGGCGACGGCCGCGUCGUCCUCUCGCGCCGCGGCGCGCGCGUCGCGAUCGGCCCCCUGCGGUCCGCCGUCGCCGUGUCCGACGUCUUCCUCGCGAACGCGGCGUCAAUCGACGACGUCCGCGCGUUCCCGCGCGGCGCCGACUCGCUCUUGGACGCGACGACCGUCGAGCUCCUGUCGCUGCGCGCGGGCUUCGGCCGGGGCCCCGUCGUCGGCGGCGCGACGCUGACCUUCGACACGCCCUUUGGGGGCGCGACCGUCGCGCUCAACGGCACGUUCUCGCGGUUAGCCGUCGACGCGGCGACGGCGCGCGUCGUCGUCGACGGCGCGGCCUUCGACGGGCUGCGCGGCGCGGACGUGGGCCUCGACGAGCUCUUCGACGCCUCGGGCGACCUCGCGUGGCAGUGCCUCCUCGGGACGCUCGGCGGCGCGGGCCUACAGCGCGCGAAGCUCCGCGUCGGCCGCGCGGCCGCGCGGGCCGCGUCCGCGACGCCGGGCGCCGCGGAGCUCGUCGAGGACGCCGUCGGCGCCGCCGUCGCCGUCGUCGGGCGCUACGUGGACCCGGCGGCCGCGCGGCGCGAGGCGCUGUGGCUGGCCAACGACGCCUUCCACGACUUCCUCGCGCGGUCGAAGCGGACGUGCGUCCGGAAGCGGCCCGGCGCGGGAGUCGCGCCGCGCGUCGACGCGCGCGGCGACCGGCCCGCGGCGGCGGCGGCGAACGACCCCAGCGGCGUCGACGGCGAGGAGGCGGCGCUCCUCGGGUUCGCGUCGAUUCUGGGGCUGCUCGGGACCAUGCUCCUGGGCUUCGGCGCCAUCUGGGCGCGGCGCCGGGCCAAGGCGGAGGGGAAGCGCCCGGAGCCGCGCGCGGACGCCGGGCACCGGUCGCUCAUGGCCGACGCGCCCGUGCCCGGAGCGUUGAAAGUCGCGUUGCUGGUCAUCCUCCUGGGCAACGGCGCGCUCCUCGCGACGUCGAACGUCGCGCUCGCGGCCGAGAUCCGCGCGCGCGUGAACGUCGACCUCGCGGGGCGCGCCGAGACGCUCUGGGUCGACGCGGGCUCCAAGUUCUCCCUCGCCGAGUCCGUCGGCAAGCUCUGGGACGCGAGGAGCUACGCGCUCGCGAUCCUCAUCGCGGCGCUGAGCGGCGCGUGGCCCUACGCGGAGCUCGGCUGCCUGCUCUGGGGCUACUGCGCGCGCGGCGUUCCGCCCGCGCGGCGCGAGUCCGUGUUCAAGACCGUGGAGAUGCUCAGCAAGUGGUCCUUCAUCGACGUCUUCAUCGUCGUGCUGCUCGUCGUCGCCUGCCACGUGGGCGUGGCGGUCGACGCGCGGACCGCGAGCCUCGAGCUCGACGUCUUCGUCGGGGCAGCACAAGAGAGCGAAAUUCCCAACUUCAAAGGCUCCGAUCUCGGCCGUUUUCCACUCGUCUUCGUCGAGAUGCGCUACGCGUUCUACGCGUUCUGCCUCGCGACGGUGACGUCCAUGCUCUGCGGCCAGGUCCUGCUCGCGCUCCACCGCCGCGUCCACGACGGCGCGGCCGCUACCGCGGGCGGCGCGCCGGCGGCGCUCGCGGCGCACGCGCUCAAGGGCCGGCCGCCGCGCGUGUGGCAGCGGUGCGUCGCGCCCGCGGCGGCCGCCGUCGCGGCGCUCCUGUGCGCGGGGCUGGCCAUGGAGUUUCUCACCUUCGACGUCGGCGGCGCCGCGGGCCUCCUCCAGGACCUCGCGGACCGCGGCUCCGACGCGCGCGACUACGACGCGCUCGGCCUCGCGCUCGGCCUCGAGGACGCGACGCCCGACGACGGCUGGCGGCCCUGCGCGCGCGCCGUCGCCGCGCUGACGCUCGUCUUCGCCUUUUUCGUGCCGCUGGCGAACCUCGCGAUCCUCGCGGCGCUCUGGGCGCUGCCGCUGCGCCCGGCGGCGCAGGCGAGGCUCGCCGCGGCGAACGACGUGACCUACGGCUGGUCGUCGCUCGACGUCUUCGUCGUCGCCGUCGUCGCGACGGGCGCGCAGCUCGGCGAUCUGGUCGACGCGUUGGCGAAGAAGCGAUGCAAGCAGGUCGACGGCGUGCUGGGCGCCUUCUUCGACGCGGCGCUCGAGGGCGACGCGACGUGCCUCCGCCUCGCCGUCCGCGUGCGGCCGGGCUGCGUCGUCCUCGCGGCCGCGGCCGCGCUCCACGCGCUCCUCGGCUACCUCGCCUCGCACGCGACGACCGCGGCCGUCGCGGAGCGCGUCGCCGCCGGCGCCGGCGACGACUUCGACGUCGAGCUCGUCCCGGACCGCGAGGCCAAGGUCGUCGGCGCGCCCGUCGCGGGCGACGGCGACCCGCCGGCCGACGACGGCGACCCGACCGACGACGACCGGGCGAGCCCGACGCGGUCCCCGCUCGUCGAGGGCCGCUCCGUCCGGGACUCGUAA